GCAGGCUGGACACUUUGCAGACGCAUCUUGAACAUCUCAAUUUGAAAUCCUUGAAGCUAAAUCAAGAUGUCUGACAAUGAAGAAGAACCCUUUAUGGAAGUGCAUGAAAUUGUCACCCAGAAACUUGGUCACAUUCCAGUUGCUAAGGGAGAUUUUAAGAAGCUACCAUCAAAAGUUCAGAAAUGGGUUAUUCACUCUGUGAAUAUUUGCCAACCAAGAGCUAUCUAUAUUUGUGAUGGGUCUAAACCAGAAGCUGAUGAAGUUACUCAUAAAUUACUGGAACGAGGAACUUUAACUAAACUUACUAAAUAUGAAGAAUGCUACCUCUGUCGAACUGAUCCUAGUGAUGUGGCACGUGUAGAAUCUAAGACCUGGAUUACCACCCCUGAGAAAUAUGAUACAGUGCCACAUGUAAGAGAAGGGGUCAAGGGCAUUUUAGGACAGUGGAUGAGUCCUCAUGACAUGAAGAAAGAAAUAGACGAAAGAUUUCCUGGAUGUAUGAAAGGAAGAACAAUGUAUGUAAUACCAUUUAGUAUGGGACCUAUUGGGUCACCACUGAGUAAGAUUGGAGUACAGUUAACUGAUUCUAACUAUGUAUUAUUAUGUAUGAGAAUAAUGACCAGAGUUUCACCUCGUGUAUUUGAAUUUAUGGGAGAUCAUGAUUUUGUUAAAUGUCUUCAUUCUGUUGGAUGCCCUAGACCUGUUGAGAGAAAGGUUAUCAAUCAUUGGCCCUGUAAUCCAGACAACGUUAUCAUUGCUCAUUUCCCUGAAGAAAGAAAAGUUAAGUCAUAUGGUAGUGGCUAUGGUGGUAACUCGCUAUUGGGUAAAAAAUGUUUUGCUCUCCGUAUUGCCAGUGUUAUAGCUCGAGAUGAAGGUUGGAUGGCUGAACAUAUGUUGAUUAUGAGUGUUACAGAUCCAAAUGGUAAAGAAACAUUUAUAGCUGCAGCCUUUCCAAGUGCUUGUGGUAAAACUAAUUUAGCUAUGAUACAACCAACUUUACCUGGAUACAAAGUACAGUGUGUUGGAGAUGAUAUUGCCUGGAUGAGAUUUAACUCAAAAGGUCAACUACGUGGCAUUAAUCCUGAAAAUGGUUUCUUUGGUGUGGCUCCUGGUACCAACUUUAAGACCAAUCCUAAUGCCAUGAGAUCCUUCCAGAAAAACAGUAUAUUUACUAAUGUAGCUGAAACAGCUGAUGGCGGUUACUUUUGGGAAGGUCUAGAAGAUGAAAUAGAUAAGAAUAUGAGUAUUACAACGUGGUUAAAUCAAGAAUGGAGAAUUGGUAAAGCAGGAACUGCUGCUCAUCCUAAUGCUAGGUUCACCUGUCCUGCUAGCCAAUGUCCUAUUAUGCAUCCUAAAUGGGAAGAUCCUGAAGGUGUUCCAAUUAGUGCUCUUAUAUUUGGUGGCAGAAGACCUACCGGUGUACCAUUAGUAUUAGAAUCAUUUAGUUGGGAACAUGGGGUUAUGAUUGGAGCUUGUGUUAAAUCUGAAUCUACAGCUGCUGCUGAACACAAAGGUAAAAAGAUCAUGCAUGAUCCAAUGGCUAUGAGGCCAUUUAUGGGAUACAAUUUUGGAAAAUAUCUGGAUCAUUGGUUAUCAUUGAAGAAAGAUGGAAGACAGAUGCCCAAGAUAUUCCAUGUAAAUUGGUUCAGGGUGGAUGAACACGGCAAAUUUUUAUGGCCAGGAUUUGGUGAAAAUAUCAGAGUAUUAGACUGGAUUAUCCAGAGAUGUCAAGGAAAAGAUAUAGCUGUCAAGAGUCCCAUUGGCUAUUUACCAAAGAAAGGUUCAAUUAAAAUGGAGGGUUUAAAAGAUCCAGUCAACUGGGAUGAAUUAUUCAGUCUUCCCAAACAUUACUGGUUAGAUGAUACUCACGAGAGUACCAGAUUUUUAGAAGAUCAAGUGGGCUGCGAUGUUCCAGAGGUCAUCAUGAAAUUACUUAAAGAACAGGAAGAAAGUUUCAAGAAGAUGUAAAUUGGAUUCUGCAUAAUGCCAGUACGCAUGUAAAUAUUUUUUAGCAAUAUAUUUUGUCCUGUGGCACAGUUGAGAUCUGAAAAUCUUUUCUGCAAAUUCAUCAUUCCAGCAUCAAAAAAAUUGUACAGAAAAAUUUAAAAUGAUUGUGUUCAAUUAAAAUUCAGGGCCCAAAAAAUCUUGGUUUGUGGUAAGUGUGGAAUUGGACAUUAAGAAAUAUAAUACUGAAGACACAAUUAAUUGUAAGAUUAUUUGUGAAAUGGGAUCCAGCUCUUUGAAACAUCAAUCUAAAACUUCUAAAGUUAAAGAAUGACACAAUGUUAUGUUUGGGAUAUUCAUGCAUUAACGACCAAUAUAAUGUUAUUGGUUUGUAUUCAAUUGAUAUACUUUGUAUCUAUUCAAUUUUGUUAUUGUUCGUAGAAUUCCUUUAGCAUUUAUCUAGUGUUCUAAUCGUAUUAUAUAUAUUAUUCAGGAAUUACUUAAUUAUUGGCACUUGUUUGUAUGUGGCACCUCACAAUAAUUUAAGUGUAUUUUUUCUUUAAGAUUAUGAAAUAUUAGUGCUGUCUUCAUUCAGCAUGCAGGUAUCCAUUUUGCUCAAAUUGAAGAGAUCAAUAUUUGUAUUGAUAUAUAAUGAAAUUCUGUGGAUACAGGACCAGUUUGUGUUAUAAACUAUACAUAUAUUAUAUUAUGUUUCUUUAUUGUAAGCUAGUGCUAUAUUAAAUGUUUGUUAUAGAA
Messenger RNA from Lottia gigantea (owl limpet), 2700 nucleotides. RefSeq lists its product as hypothetical. NCBI's taxonomy places the organism in Eukaryota, Metazoa, Mollusca, Gastropoda, Lottiidae. Gene Ontology annotation, molecular function: manganese ion binding; GTP binding; phosphoenolpyruvate carboxykinase (GTP) activity. Gene Ontology annotation, biological process: cellular response to glucose stimulus; response to starvation; cellular response to insulin stimulus. Gene Ontology annotation, cellular component: cytosol. The transcript is spliced from 13 exons. The record is from RefSeq and is a predicted model, not a curated record. The coding region runs from base 67 to 1968 and encodes 633 amino acids.